AGAAAAGAAUACGUGAACAGGUGACAAGCACUGGACCUUUGACCUCCAGGGACCUGAACAACCGGAACCACCACCGACUAUGCGAAUCUCCGGCGGUGCAUUCACCGACGUCACGGCACUCUUCUAUCCAUCUCCGACGCCUCCUUCCUUCACUAGGUCCCCUGACUUUCGGCAUCUCCACACCUUUUCCGACUCUAAACCCCCACCCUUUCUUAAAGGCUCUAGAGUCGAAACAUCACGAGCAUGGAGCUGUAUAGCCCAAGCAUCAUCAGGUGGUUCAGGUUCAGGUCACGAUCUGGUUCCUGUAGCACCGCUUGAGCUCGAGUCUCCAGUUGGUCAACUCCUAGAACAAAUUAUGCAAACGCAUCCUCAUCUGCUCCCUGCAGCCAUUGAUCAACAGCUCGACAACCUUCAAAACGAGAGAGACGCUCAAAAACAAGAACCGCCUCCUUCAUCUACAGAUAGCCUCUAUAGGAGAAUAGCGGAAGUGAAAGAAAAAGAUCGGCAAAAAGUAUUGGAAGAAAUAAUGUAUUGUUGGAUAGUUCAAAAGUUUAUCGACAAAGAGAUUUCAAUGAUCCCAAAAUUAUCCGCCAGCUCAGAUCCUACUGGACGCGUCGAUUUCUGGCCAAACCAAGAGUUAAAGUUAGAAUCCGUGCACUCAACCGAAGCACUCGAGAUGAUACAAAACCAUGUGGCGCUAGUCAUCGGGGACCGCGUUGUGGACCCGUUAGACUCCCUCAUCCAGAUCAGCAAAAUCAAACUUGGAAAACUAUAUGCUGCGUCGAUCAUGUACGGAUACUUUCUAAAACGCGUAGAUGAGCGUUUUCAACUGGAGAGGUCAAUGAACACGCUUCCGGAAGGUUUUAAGGAUGAGCAGUCGAGUUUUAUGGAAUCGUCGGUUCCGCUAAGCCCAUUUUUGGACCCGGAGUCACUGAUACGGAUCCAACCCGACUACGAUGAUGAAGGUUUAAAGGGUGCGUAUGGUGAUGAUGGUAAAUCGCAUAGAUUAAGAACAUAUGUUAUGCAAUUGGAUGUAGAGACGCUUCAGAGAUAUGCUACCAUAAGAUCGAAGGAAACGGUUUCUUUGAUAGAAAAGCAAACUCAGGCUCUGUUUGGAAGACCGGAUAUUAAAGUAUCUGAAGAUGGUUUAUUAGGUGCGGGUAAUGAUGAAGUGGUUUCUGUGACGUUUUCUGGAUUGACGAUGUUGAUUCUUGAGGCGGUUGCGUUUGGAUCGUUUUUGUGGGAUGCUGAAAAUUAUGUGGAAUCUAAGUACCAGUUUCUAAGAAACUGAGAGUAUUUGUUUUGCUUUAGUAUGUAGUCAGCUGAUAUGGUGUUUUACUUGUGCCAUUUGUUGUAACCACAUUCCAAACAUUCAUAGCACAGAGAAACUCGACGUGUAUUUGAGGUCAUGAUUUCGACCUAUUUACUUAUAAAUGGGUCGGGUUAUAUAGUGUUGUGUUACCUUGCUUUA
Messenger RNA from Helianthus annuus (common sunflower), 1471 nucleotides. Its product is annotated as UV-B-induced protein At3g17800, chloroplastic. NCBI's taxonomy places the organism in Eukaryota, Viridiplantae, Streptophyta, Magnoliopsida, Asterales, Asteraceae. The transcript is spliced from 3 exons. Bases 80 to 1291 code for a protein of 403 amino acids. The record is from RefSeq and is a predicted model, not a curated record.